This is a messenger RNA of Salvia hispanica, 525 nucleotides long. Its product is annotated as heat shock factor-binding protein-like. Gene Ontology annotation, molecular function: transcription corepressor activity. Gene Ontology annotation, cellular component: cytosol; nucleus. Gene Ontology annotation, biological process: cellular heat acclimation. Lineage: Eukaryota; Viridiplantae; Streptophyta; Magnoliopsida; Lamiales; Lamiaceae. The record is from RefSeq and is a predicted model, not a curated record.
CAAAACAUGCUAGCUCAAUCAUCUUUCAAAUUAAAGCUCAGUCACAAACUGAAAUCUCACAAUUCAAAAUCUAACAAACUUUUAUCUCAAUUUCUCUCUCUAGGGCAUUUCCAGCAAAGCUUUCGUUCCCGACAAUGGACGGUCAAGAUGAUUCUAAACAAAGCACUGCUGACAUGACUGCAUUUGUGCAAAAUCUUCUUCAGCAAAUGCAAUCAAGAUUUCACACAAUGUCAGAAUCUAUCAUCUCUAAAAUUGACGAAAUGGGUAACCGGAUUGAUGAGUUGGAGCAGAGCAUCAACGAUCUUAGAACCGAGAUGGGUCAGGAAGGCUCUCCAUCGCCUUCAGCUCCAGCGAAGAUUAAAGAAGAUCCAAAAUCUGGAGGAGAUAGUUAAACAUAUUUCUGAGUGUUUCUAGUGCUAUCUUUGAGGAGACACUAUACAAGAAUCAGUAGGAGCACAAUCUAGUGAUUGAUAUUCAACUGUGUUUUCUAAUCGGAGAUUGUUUGCAAUUAUGCAAAUUUGGUCA